AUGGUUGAAAAUGAUUCCAAUUCUCUUAUGCUUGUACAAGAAUAUGCUAGUGAAGGUGAUCUUGAAGAACUUUUAAAAGAAAAUGAAUUUCGACCAUCACAAGCGGUUUUAUUAGAAAUAUUUUUACAAAUUAUUGAUGCAAUUGUCUAUCUUGCUAAUUAUUGUAUAGUACAUGGUGAUCUAGCUUGUCGAAAUGUACUCGUCUUUCGAUUCAAUAAUUUUGAACCACAAGAGAUUUUAGUAAAACUGACAGAUUUUGGUUUGACUCGUGCUAGCACAUUAUAUUCUGUUGUUGUUAGCACAGCAUCAACAACUCUCGUAGUGGUUCCUCUAAGAUAUGCUGCGCCUGAAAUACUUCAAAGUGCAAGUUUGUCGAAAUAUUCGGAAAAAUUAGAUGUGUAUUCAAUGGGUGUUUUGAUGUGGGAACCUUGUUCACAAGAGCAACUACCUUAUGCAUCGAUUGAAGAUGAUAAUGAAGUUCGUCGUCGUAAAUUCAAUGGAGAAAUUUUAACGAAACCUGAGAAUUGUGAUGAAGCAUUAUGGACUAUAAUUGUUGGUUGUUGGCAUUUAUAA
Molecule: messenger RNA, 573 nt
Organism: Rotaria sordida
Lineage: Eukaryota; Metazoa; Rotifera; Eurotatoria; Philodinida; Philodinidae
Source: the annotation of a GenBank genome assembly